Molecule: messenger RNA, 1890 nt
Organism: Rotaria sordida
Lineage: Eukaryota; Metazoa; Rotifera; Eurotatoria; Philodinida; Philodinidae
Source: the annotation of a GenBank genome assembly
AUGCAAAUGUUUCGUGGACGCGGUCGUGGAGGAAAUCGUGGUCAAUUUAUUUCUCGUGGUGGUUACGGUGGAGGCGCACAAAUAGUACGUUCGAGUUCCAUGGAUAUUGAUCAACAAACACCAUCAGUCAAUCUUGUAGCCGAUCUUGACAUUAAUGCUGAUCCAAAACUAUUCUUUAUCAAUGCAAAUGUCACUAUAGAUCAACAUAUCCAAGCACAAACAAUAAACCUGCCUCGAUAUUUAGCUACAUUAUUCACACUUGAUGAAAACAGUGUUGAAAUUGGUCAAAAAGCUAAAGCAUGUAUAUUAGCUGCUGCUUGGUGUCGACAUGAUCAUAAAUUAGCUAAUAAUCUUUUACGUCAUCGACGUUUAUUCACUCUGACUGAAGUACUUAAAGCAGUAACAAUGUUAGAUGCUGGUCGACAAAUUCGUGUUUAUGAAAAACAACUUAAACGCCUUGAAUUAUGUCAAACAAAACCAAAAGCAACAAAAUUAGGUAAAAUUAAAAAUAAUAUCGAUAAUUUAAAGAAACUCACAACAUCAACUGGAUCAGCUAGUGGUGCUGUAGCUCGACAUAUUCAACGUUGGACUCGAACAUUGACUCAACAAGAACUUGAAUAUUUUGCAUUACAUAUGCCAACAGAACCAUGGAAAAAAUUAGCUGAUAUUGUUCAUUUUAAUCCAAAUAAAGAUUUUCCUGCUUUACCAUGGUUUUUACCGUUUUGUUUUGGUACGCCAGCACCAACUGAAACAAUGGUAUCACGUUGUCGAGAAUUAACAAAUGAAAAUAUAAAUACUUUAAUUAAAGAAUUUAAAAUUCCUUAUUCACAUUUAAAACAAUAUAAAGAUCACUUAAAUGAUGAAUCAAAAGCAAGAAUAGCAUCUUAUGAAGCAAAAUUAGAUACAAUUUUAUGGUAUUAUGAAGAUUUACAAUGUACAGAUGCUGAUGAUAUUAUAAGUGAAAGAUUAAAAAAUGGUGAACAGAUCACUUUACCAUAUGGUAAACUUAUGGAACGUGUUUUACUUCUUCGAACACUACGAGAUAAUACAACUCAAACAACAGUCUUCGAGUAUUCUAGACGAAGACGCACGCAAAUCACUAGAAAUGUUGAUGAUCAACAUUCAGUACAAUUUAGUAAAUGUAAAUUAUAUUCUGAUCUGUUAUUAAUUGCUGAAGCUCAACUUGAAAAAAUUAAAUUAUCAUUAGAAUCACCUGUAGCUGUCAUGGGUGAUGCAUCAGGUUCAAUGCAAGUUGCUAUUCGUACAGCAACUAUUCUUUCAUCAUUAUUAACAGCAGUUUGUUCAGCUAAAUUGAAUUUUUUCAAUACUGAAAUGUUUUUACCAACAUUUACACCAAAAACUAUUGAAGAUGUUCUUACAUUAGCAUUGACAACAACAGCUGGUGGUGGUACAGCAAAUGCUGCUGGUCUAGUAUCAUAUUAUGAUAAUAAAGAUGUGAUUAAAACAUUUGUUAUGGUAACGGACGAAGAAGAGAAUGCAGAUGCUCGAAUAGCUGAUGGUACAUCAACACGGUUCUUUGAUUUAUUUAUGAAAUAUCGUACUGAAAUUUAUCCAGCUAAAUUAGUAUUUAUUUCAUUCCUUUCUCAUCAACAUGCUCGAGGUCAAAUGUAUUCAGAAUUUCAAAGUGCAAAUGUACCGGAUGUAAUUCAAUUUGUAUUCAGUGGACAUCGUCCAGAUUUGACAAAACUUGAUAAUCUGUUGGGUUUAUUAUCGACUGUUUCGUCAGAUUCAUUUGAUGAUCAAGUAGGAAAAUUACAAAAUGAAUUCCAACAGAAAGAUGUUGAAUCAGUUAUGAUGCAUUUACUUAAUAAACAAAAGGAAAAUUCUCUUCCAAUGGAAGCAGAAAUGACUGCGAUAGCAUCGAACUAA